Molecule: messenger RNA, 621 nt
Organism: Bradysia coprophila
Lineage: Eukaryota; Metazoa; Arthropoda; Insecta; Diptera; Sciaridae
Product: piggyBac transposable element-derived protein 4-like
Source: RefSeq, a predicted model, not a curated record
AUGACGGAGAAAUUGCAGAAAGGCGAAUCUGUGGCCAAAUCCACGUCUGAUGGUGUCAUCGCUUUCAAAUUGCAAGACACAAAAGAAGUCACACUGCUGAGUAAUUGCCAGACCGGUGAAAUAUCAACAGUUGAUCAAAAGCAGCAGGACGGUACCAAGAAGACUUUCACAUGUCCAGAAGCCAUCGCAUUUUACAACAAAUUUAUGGGCGGUGUGGACAUGACAGACCAGUACACGGUGCUAUAUGAUAUCAACCGAAAGUCAACGAAGUGGUGGAAGCGCGUCUUUCAAAGACUGUUAAUGACUGCUGUGACAAACUCUUGGAUUCUGUAUAAACAGUUGAACAAGAAGAAAAUACCGCUAAUUGACUUUAUGAUCCCGCUGGCGGAAGAUUUGAUGGAGAUGGGAAAAUCUGGAAGCAAAAUUCAGAGAACGUACAAGACUGGUCGCCCAUCUAAGCGAUCAAAAACGUUUGUGAACGUUCAACAUCUGCCUGUUCCAUGCACCAAGCGACGUUGCAGACACUGUGCAAGUAAAAAGCUUCAAAAGCGAACCCGAUUCGUUUGUUCGACGUGCGAUGUGCCGUUGUGUGCUAAAUGUUUUUUGCCGUACCAUCAAUAA